Molecule: messenger RNA, 1059 nt
Organism: Closterium sp. Yama58-4
Lineage: Eukaryota; Viridiplantae; Streptophyta; Zygnematophyceae; Desmidiales; Closteriaceae
Source: the annotation of a GenBank genome assembly
AUGGCGCUCGAGAUGAAACCCUCCGAGGAAGAGGCGCAGGCUGCGCUCUAUAACAAGGCGUGCUGCCAUGCUUUCAGGGAGGAGGGCGUGCAGGCGCAGGAGGCGCUUCGCGAGGCGCUGCGGUACGGGCUCCAGUUCAGCGUGAUUCUGAGCGAUCCGGAUAUGGCGGCGUUCCGCGCCAUGCCUGAAUUCAGAGCGCUUCAAGAGGAGGCAAGGAAGGGCGGCGAGGAAGUGGGCGGCAAGUUUCGGCGGGACUUGAAGCUGAUAGCAGAGGUGCAGGCGCCGUUCAGAGGCGUGAGGAGGUUUCUCUACGUGGCGCUGGGCAUGGCUGCUGGCAUCGCCACUGUCAUCACCAUCCCCCGGUUCAUCCUGGCCGUCCAAGGAGGGCUGGACGCCCCAGAUCUGCUCACCACUGGUGGCAACCUGGCCAUUGACCUGGGAGGCGGGGUGGCGAUGGUGGGGCUGUACCUGUGGGAGCAGCGGCGAGAGGAGGAGCAGAUGGGGCGAGUGUCACGUGAUGAGACGCUCUCCCGCCUGCCUCUUCGGCUCCAGUCGGGCAAGGUGGUGGAACUCGUGCAGCUUCGAGGCACAACGCGCCCGGUGAUACUGUCGGGGCGAAAGGAGGCGGUACAGCAGGCGAUGAAGCGCGCAGAGGGGUACCGCAAGCAGCUGCAGGAGCGCGGGGUGCUGCUCGUGCCCAUCCUGCAGAGCAAGGGCGUGCUGGCAGACAGCAAGAAGAAGGGGUUUGCUGCCGUCAAGAAGCCUGCUGCCACGCUGGAAUACCUGGAGGAGUUUGAGGAGAAGGCGAGGGAGGCUGCGGCAAAGAGAGUGGCGGAGGCGGACAGACGGCUCAAGGCUGAAGCUGUGUCGCCCGGGGAGUGGGACCAAUGGGUACGGUCGCAGCAGAAGGCGGAGAAGGUGGCGGAGGGCAGCGAUGCCUUCAUCGUGCUGCGGCUGGACGGCCGAGUCAGGAAGUCAGGCACGGGCAUGCCUGACUGGGCGGAUCUUAUCAACGAGCUGCCUCCUCUCGACAGCCUAGUCAGCAAGCUUGAGCGCUGA